AACACUGUAACAGUGUUAAUGUACCAUGAUAAAAACUUAAAAACGAUGAUCGUUAUAUUUUGUAAUUUUGUGUCGUGUUCGUGUAAUUUACUAAUUUGCAUGAUAAAUUAAUAUUGAACCACGCGAUUGAUUUUAAAGUAUUUUGUUAGUGAAUUUUUAUGUUAUUGAUCUAAUAUUUUUUUAAAUGAACGUUUCUAAAGUAGAAAUCAAUUCGUCGUUGGUCGACAAAUCGACUAAUGUGGUUCAUCCUGUGAUAUCAGAUGUCGUUCAAAAUGUUGAUUUGGAAUUGCAACAGCCCUUAAAAAAAAAAAAAAUGUUAAUUGAAAAAGGAGAAAAAGUUKUUAUGGUUAAUCUCUAUAAAUCCAAAAUCCUAAAACAACCGAAAAUUAAAUAUGAUGUUUUAAUGGAAACUCUAUCAAAAGAAACCAAUUAUGAAUUGGAUUCAAUUAAAAAGACUAUAAAUGAGUACAAUAUAACAGGUAAAUAUGAGUCACCGUCCAGAAAAAAAAAUCGUAUGACAAUCAACAAUACAAUUGACGAUUUARUUAAAAAUGCGAUUCUUCAAAAGAUUCAUGCAUUUUGGGUUAGGCAUCAAAUUCCAUCAUUCCAUAAAAUUCUAAAGGCCAUUAAGAAUGAUCCCGACCUUCCGAAUAUGUCUCAAACGUCUUUGAAGUGCACAUUAAAGAAGUUGAAUUUUGAAUAUUUUAAUACAAAAAAUCAGAAACUUGGAUUAAUUGAAAGAAAAGAGGUYGUGUUAUGGCGACAAAAAUACAUUAGAGACUUACGUCGUUAUCGUAGUGAAGGUCGAACCAUUUAUUAUUUAGAUGAAAUGAGUGUGUAUGUCGACGACUUUAAUAUUAACGACUGGAUAGAUGCUAAGACAAAAUCUCAAACAAAUUCAUUUUCGUUGGAAAAUCYAACUGCCAAAGAGAAAUUUAUUAUAGUAGUCCAUAUAGCUUCUAUUGAAGGCUUUGUCGAAGGUGGACUGUUCUGUUUUAAAUCGAAUAAGAAUGAAAUCAAAGACGAAACUUUUUACGAAUGGUUUUGUGGGGUUUUGCCUAGAUUAAAUGACAAUUGUAUUAUAGUAAUGGACAACGCUUCGUACCAUUUGUCCAAAAAGAACCUCAUUCCCACAAUGGAUUGGAGAAAGAAAAAUAUAAUUAAAUGGUUGGUAUCCAAAAACUGUGCAGUUGAUAAUCAGAUGGUCAAGUGCCAAUUAAUGGAAAUGGUAGAUCAAGUCAGUCCUGUUUAUGAUAAAUAUUUAAUAGAUGAAGAAGCGUUAAAAACUAACAAAGUGGUUUUACGUUUUCCUCCUUAUCACAAUCAGCUGAAUCCUUUUGACUUAGUGUGGCCGGUAGUAAAAAAUCACAUAGAUGAAAACAAGRUGACUGGCAAGUUGACUGAUGUACAGAAACUACUCAACGAUGGUGUCCAGUGUGUAACACCCGACAUGUGGGCCAGUUUCAUCAGCUGUACAGUCGAGGAGGAAGAUAAAUUGUACAAUCUCGAAUUCAUUAUAGACGAAAUAUUAGAUGAAGCAUCGGACGUGACAAGAGAUAUUUCAGAUAUUUCUGAUUAAUAUGACGUAUGCAUUGUUUUAUAAUUUAAGAUUGGUAAUUGUAUACAUUUUUGUUUAUCAUCAUAAUAUACAUAUUUUA
Diuraphis noxia (Russian wheat aphid) is the source of this 1658-nucleotide messenger RNA. RefSeq lists its product as uncharacterized. Gene Ontology annotation, molecular function: nucleic acid binding. The record is from RefSeq and is a predicted model, not a curated record. NCBI's taxonomy places the organism in Eukaryota, Metazoa, Arthropoda, Insecta, Hemiptera, Aphididae.